This is a messenger RNA of Verticillium alfalfae VaMs.102, 1680 nucleotides long. RefSeq lists its product as hypothetical. The record is from RefSeq and is a predicted model, not a curated record. Gene Ontology annotation, biological process: adenosine catabolic process; inosine biosynthetic process. NCBI's taxonomy places the organism in Eukaryota, Fungi, Ascomycota, Sordariomycetes, Glomerellales, Plectosphaerellaceae. Gene Ontology annotation, molecular function: adenosine deaminase activity. The coding region runs from base 1 to 1680 and encodes 559 amino acids. The transcript is spliced from 3 exons.
AUGGCGGCCAACCAGAAUCACGAAUACACGGAGUGCAGCGUGCCUGCAGCAGCAAUGGAUCAGUACUUGGCGCAGCGCCAGCAGAUGAUCGACAAGGAGCAUUCACUCAGGCAUGACCAAGCCUUCCGACAGAGGGCAUCGCCUCUGGCCAAGAGGGCGGCGUGCAUUGUACAGAAUGUACGAGAGCGCGAGCUGAGAACAGUCUGGAAGCACGAGACGCGCCAUGACAUCUUUGGCGGCAUGUCCUUCACUCGUGCGCGCGACACAAUCCAUCAGACGACCCUGUGGAAGAUUGUACAAAGGCUGCCCAAGGGCUCCCUGCUCCAUGCACAUUUCGAAGCCAUGGUCGACAUGCCGUGGCUCCUCGACGAGGCGUUCAAGUAUCCUGGCCUCGCCAUCUUCUCAGACAAACCCCUUGUCGACGAAUCUGCCCGCGCGUCGGCAUUCAUCGAGUUUCAAUACGUGCCAGAUCUCGCCUCUGAAGUGGAACAUCAACUUUUCGAGGCCGACUACGUCCCUGGUUCCUACGUCCCGCUCCGGCAGGCGGCUCGCGACUUUCCCGGCGGCGACGCAGCCUUCAAGGCCUACCUUCUUUCCCGCAUCACCAUCACCGAUGAGGAGUCAACAGAAUACCACUCCGGCAUCGACGACGUGUGGCGAAAGUUUGCGUCAAUCUUCCCCGUCCUUAACGGCAUCGUCUUUUACGAGCCCAUCUUCCGCACCAUGCUGCGACGAACCCUCGAGCACCUCCUCCUCGACGGCAUCCAGUACAUUGACCUCAGAAUCGCCUUCCUCUUCAAGUGGACGAGGCAGUCAGGCGAGCCGGGCAAUCUUGAAGAUCUCAUCAGCACGUUCCAGGACGUUCUCGCGUCGUUCCAAGCCGCGCCAGAAGGCCACAAGCUCUGGGGCGGCAGGAUCAUCUGGACAACGCUGCGCAGCAUGCCGCCCGCCGAAAUCGAGACGUCGAUGAAGCAGUGCAUGGACCUGAAGAAGAAGUACCCCGACGUCAUCGCCGGCUUCGACCUCGUCGGCCAGGAGGGCCUCGGCCACACGCUGCUGCACCACCUGCCCCAGCUGCUCUGGUUCCGCGCCGAGUGCGACCGCCAGGGCCUCGACCUGCCGUUCUUCUUCCACGCGGGCGAGGUGCUCGGCGACGGCGACGAGCACGACAUGAACGUCGUCGACGCCGUGCUGCUCGGCACGAAGCGCAUCGGCCACGGCUACUCGCUGCACAAGCACCCGGAGACGAUGAGGCAGGUGCGCGAGCGGGACAUCUGCGUCGAGGUCUGCCCCAUCAGCAACGAGACGCUGCGCCUCAACGCGAGCAUCAUGGGCCAUCCGCUGCCCGCCAUGCUGGCGCAUGGUGUGCCGACCGUGCUCGCCAAUGACGAUCCCGGCGUGCUCGGCCACGGCGUCACGGGGUCGAGCCACGACUUUUAUCAGGUCAUUCAGGCCUUCCAGAAUGUCGGCCUCGAAGGCCUCGGCGAUAUCGCCGAGACGAGCGUCUGGUUUUCGGCCUUCCACGAUGGCCAGGGCGGUCCGGAAGCCAUCGGCUACGAGCAGGGCUCGCCUGGUGGAAUGAGGCGCAGGUGUGUGGAUGACUGGCGGAGGCAGUGGGAGGAAUUCUGUUCAUGGAUUGUGGCUGAGUAUGGAGAAGAGUGGGAGAACACAAACAGGUGA